Molecule: messenger RNA, 516 nt
Organism: Alternaria burnsii
Lineage: Eukaryota; Fungi; Ascomycota; Dothideomycetes; Pleosporales; Pleosporaceae
Product: duf-domain-containing protein
Exons: 2
Coding region: 1-516 (171 amino acids)
Biological process (GO): vacuolar protein processing
Cellular component (GO): intracellular membrane-bounded organelle
Source: RefSeq, a predicted model, not a curated record
AUGGCAAAGAAAGCUACCAAGACGUUGGCCGCCUCCAACACCAAGCGCCUCAACCAAACCCUUUACACAACGCUUGCCGUCCACGGCCUCUGGUGGCUCCUGCGUGCGCUGAUUUUCCGUGCCUCUCUAUCACGUAAAUCGCUGCUCGUCUAUGUUCUCCUCUCGGCUCCCCAGCUCCUCAUCGAGCUCUACUUCGAGCGACUCUCCCGCCCCACCCUUACUGCCGAUGGCGGCGUGCAGCGAGCUGGCGAGGACCUCGAUGCAAAGGGCUUGACCGAGUACAUGUGGGAUGUUGUUUACUGGACCUAUGGCUGCAUCACCAUGUCGGCUAUUCUUGGCGACUACGCCUGGUGGUUGUGGGCAGUCAUCCCCGCCUACAGCGGCUAUGCCGCUUGGGGCAUGUACACUGGCAUGAGGGGUGGAUAUCAGGACGCAGCUGGUGUACCCCAACCACAAGCAAGCAAGAGGCAGGCCAAGAUGGAGAAGCGUGGUGGACAGAAGAUGCAAUACCGCUGA